AUAGAAAAGAAAUGGAUACCUUGAGCUCCAUAUUUCUAUGUCUAAUCUUUGCCUGGAUCUGCAUCCAACUCUUGCAGUACUCACUUGCAGGGAUCAGAAGAAACGACAUAUCCAGAAAGCUUCUUCCACCGGGACCAAAGCCAUUUCCAUUGAUUGGAAAUCUAUUUGAGCUCGGAGACAAACCCCAUCUUUCUUUGACCAAGCUUUCACAACGCUACGGCCCCAUAAUAAGUCUGCAACUUGGCCAAUUAACCACAGUUGUAGUAUCAUCAUCGUCUCUAGCCAAACAGAUACUCCAAAACCAUGACCGAAUCUUCUGCAACCGAACCGUCCCGGAUGGAAUCCGGGGUUCCUGCAAUCAUAGCCAGUACGGCUUGCCCUGGCUACCUGUAUCACCAAAAUGGAGAAACCUUCGCAAAAUAUCCAACUCCUAUCUGUUUGCUGCAAAAGUUUUGGAUGCCAAUAAAGCCAACCGGCAAGUGAAGGUGCAACAGCUCAUUGAUGAUGUUUGUGAAAGCAUGAGUAAGGGUGAGGCAGUCGACGUCGGAAGGGCUGCUUUCGCAACCACGAUGAAUCUGCUAUCCGGGACUAUCUUCUCAGUUGAUCUAGCUGAUCACCCGAGCAGCGACGCGGCUAGGAAGUUCAAGGACAACUUUGCAGGUAUAAUGGAGAACGUAGGGAAACCAAACUUGGUGGACUAUUUUCCUUUGCUUAGGAAGCUUGACCCCCAAGGCAUAAAGCGACACUUGACUAAGUAUUUCCGGGAAACAGUAGUCUUCUUCAAUGGCAUGAUCGAUCAAAGGUUGGAAUCAAGAAAACGGCACCAGUAUGUCACAAGUUGUGACAUGUUGGAUAUCCUCUUAAACAUCAGUGAAGAGGGAAAUGAGGAUAUGGACGAGACGCAAGUUAAACAUUUGCUUCUGGACCUAUUUGUUGCCGGCACAGAUACAACUUCAGUCACACUGGAGUGGGCGAUGGUUGAGCUACUACGCAACCCAGAAGUCAUGUUGAAAGCUCAAGCUGAGCUUGAGGAGGUGAUUGGAAAAGGGAAACUAGUUGAGGAAUCUGUUAUUGUUCAUCUCCCUUACUUACAAGCAAUACUCAAAGAAACAUUUCGGCUUCACCCGGCAGUUCCGUUGCUUCUUCCACGAAGAGCUGAAUCAGAUGUAGAAAUCGGAGGGUACAUUGUCCCAAAGGGUGCACAAGUUCUAGUCAAUGUUUGGGCUAUAGGACGAGACCCUGGCACCUGGGAUAACCCUAGCCAUUUUAAGCCAGAGAGGUUCUUGGGAUUGGAGAAUGAGAUUGACGUUAUGGGAAGAAACUUUGAGCUCAUUCCAUUUGGUGGCGGGAGGAGAAUUUGUCCGGGGUUGCCUUUAGCAACGAGAAUGUUGCAGUUGAUGCUAGGGUCACUUAUUAACUGCUUUGAUUGGAAGCUUGAAGAUGGAGUUGUACCUGAGACUAUGAACAUGGAGGAGAAGUUUGGCCUCACCCUUCAGAUAGCUCAUCCUCUCAGAGCUGUGCCCAACAAGUCAUAAUUGUUUUCUGUAAUAUUUUAAUUGUGAAGAAAAUCAAUAUCAUAAGGAGUGUACACGCUUCUGUCUUCCGAUUAGUAACUUCUAAUAAACAAACCCUUACAUAAGCAGUGGAUAUCUUCGGCCUUCU
Argentina anserina (silverweed cinquefoil) is the source of this 1662-nucleotide messenger RNA. RefSeq names its product geraniol 8-hydroxylase-like. The transcript is spliced from 2 exons. Lineage: Eukaryota; Viridiplantae; Streptophyta; Magnoliopsida; Rosales; Rosaceae. Gene Ontology annotation, molecular function: monooxygenase activity; oxidoreductase activity, acting on paired donors, with incorporation or reduction of molecular oxygen; heme binding. The coding region runs from base 12 to 1535 and encodes 507 amino acids. The record is from RefSeq and is a predicted model, not a curated record.